AUGUGUUCGAGAACAGACGUGUGCUCCGACAAUGCAGGCACGACAGGAGCGCCUCAUUCAUCAGUACCUUGUUGCACGUCUCCAUCAGCAGGCGCUGCAGUGAAGCUGGGCUGGACAGGGCUUGAAGCCCCACAGGAUCCUCGCCUCCCAAGAGCGAGGCUGCUAUCUGUGGUAGCUUUCCGGCCAAACAAUUCGAGGAGUGACGCCUCCGUCCCUGAGGUGCCUGGUGCCUCGCAAAGGAGACGGCCACGUGAACCGAACUUGUCUCAUGCUGGCUCCAAUUUUCCCAUCACUUCCUCUUUCUGCGACUCGCAGGAGCUCACGUCUCUCUUCAUCCACCGGAAGAAUCGCGAAUCCGACUUCGAAAAUACUUUCGCUUCUCGGCAAGGAGCAAGCGCUGCAGCCAGACCCACUUACCUCCGCUAUAACCGCUCGUACGACAGACAUGUUGUAACACUUCAUAAAGGCCUUGAGAUCCUGUUCAAGGACCUCUCCAGCCGCCUUGCAUGGGGCACCUGUGGAGGCUUUGUGGACAUACAGUAUCACUCGUCGUCUGAAACCCUUUCCGACAGGUGUUACUCGGCUAUCAGAUGUAUAGUAGUACGACAUCUGCUCCACCAUCGGUAUGCACUGACAAGCGCUUGCAAACAUUGCAGUAUACCCUCGAACAUGCACAGAAGUCGCUGGACAACAUUUCAAGUCACAAUGAUCAGAAAGCACAAGGGUUUCCUCAGAUUCCUAGCCUCGCGCCACCCAAUGGAUAACAUUCGAAGUCGCAACGAUCAGAAAGCACACGAUCCUAUCUCAGAACGCGAAACCUCUCGCUGCAGAUCAAACAUUCCCAACAUGAAGACCUCUAGUGGCUACUUCACGUCAGAAUCGCAGUGCCCCCAUACACGCUUCGAAAGGAAGGCAGACUUCCAACCCGAUGAAAUGACUUCAGCAGGUCAUUGGAAUGUCAUCUGGAUGGGAAGAUCGGAAACACCACGAGGUGAUUAG
Messenger RNA from Pseudocercospora fijiensis CIRAD86, 999 nucleotides. RefSeq lists its product as uncharacterized. The record is from RefSeq and is a predicted model, not a curated record. Bases 1 to 999 code for a protein of 332 amino acids. Lineage: Eukaryota; Fungi; Ascomycota; Dothideomycetes; Mycosphaerellales; Mycosphaerellaceae. The transcript is spliced from 6 exons.